GAUACACCAUAGAGGGAACCUCCUAGCGGCGGCCCUGUGCCUGGUGGUGUCCGGGCUGGACGCCCUGGCGGCACCGAACAGGCUAUGCACACAGCCGCCAUCUUGGGAGCUGGACGGUAUCGACUUUAUGGAGGAAAGCCGCGGGAACGUCGUCGUCCUGCAGAUGUCUAUAGCUAUCUGAUCGUUUUGUCGGACGCAGGCGGAGAGACUGGAACGCCUGCGCUUGAAACUCCAGAGGGAUGGUGUCACCGACAUCUCUUUCGGGGUGAUCAAUGGGAUGGGGUUCAUGUCCCGGGUGUCCCUGCGGCAGCUGGAGGGGGUGGUUAACUUCGGCGUGUACCAGGACACGCCCCGGGCGGACGUGUGGGGGCUGCUGGACGGGCGGAAGGAUGACUUCAUCAUUUACGACAGAUGCGGGCGGUUAGCGAGACACAUCCGGAUGCCGGAGGCUUGGCUGGUGCGGCCUGACGUGGAGGACGCCAUCAGGGAGGUGUACGCGGAGAGUCCGUGCGGGAACUGUGCCUUCUAUCCUGACACGACCCCAACACCUAUUCUCACAACUACUCCUGGUUCCCCCACGGAUGGACCUGAUGUCACUACUGCGUCGGACAUCGGGUCAGGCGAUCUGGAUGAGGGGUUCAUCAGAGACACAGGUACCAGCAUGGAUGACGUGGAUGAGUCGAAUGCCCCCCUCCACACCUCAACCUCCCAUCAGAACAGGACGUCUGUAAACAAUAGGACAGAAAGAAUCAUGUUUACAGAACACAACACGGAGUCUCCACAGAGGAACAGCAAACGUCAUCAUCGACGUCAUCAUCAUCGUCGUCAUGGUGACCACCGACAAGAAGCUCACAGUGAAAGUCAUCAUCACCAAAGGUCACAAGACGGCCAUACAGAUGAAUAAUAUAGGUUUUGCAGUCGCCAACCUGUAAUGCGUUUCUCCAUCGUAGUCUGGGCACAAAUGACUAAUGUCAGGACCCCUCUUUUCCUCUGGAAAGUUUUCAAAAGCUGGGUGUGUAAGUGAUGUUCGCUUUGAUGUGACUGAAAUAUUGUCCGCGAAUUACGAAAAAUUAUUUACACAUGUGUAGAUAAUUCCACUCUUCUUCCUUUCACAUAUCUGUCAGUCUUUCAUAUACAUGACAUAUAACAUUCAUUUUCCGUAUGACAUUUCCUAACUUUGGCCUUGUAAUAUAUUAUUUACCAGUAUGUUGAACACUUUUCUUUCAUGCCGCUCUCAAAUCUUGCGCAUGAAAACGUCAGACUAAAACCUAUGGGUUGUCUGAGGUUGGAGUUUCUACAAGAUUGCAAGCGUGCAUAAGAGAAGAGAUGUAUUUCAUGUCGAAGACGAAAAAGUACCAGGCUGGCUUCUCUUCUAUCGAAGUAGGCUUCUGUCUUAAAAUGUAUUAUGUUUGUGCGAGUUCAGAAUGUUCGUUUCAUCGGGUUGCUAUGUUUCAACAGUUUGUCAUGUUUCAUAAGGUUUUUUUUUAUGUUUUAACGAUCAAUAUUGAGAUUUUAUAGUUUCAACAGAUUUGAUAACAAUUAAGCGAUUUGAAGAAUAAGUUUAAAGAUGCUGUUUCAAAGAUUAACGAUAACGGUGGACAAAGUUGCCACUUUCUAGGUGAUAGGUAAAAAUUCUAAGGAAGCUAUUUUUCUGAAAAAAAUUAGGUUUUGUGAGAUUAAUUCCACCCACCUGUCGCAAUCUAGUCUACACCAGGUGAACCGUAGAACCAUAUUUAUGACGAUCCCCAACAAAACGGGAAUUCCCGCCUUGAGGAUCCGAUGGCAUCAUGGGAAACGCGUACACCUGCUGUGUAUGACGUCAUUGUCUGGCGAGUGGAAGAAAUCGUUCAAUAAACCUAGUCAAUAUACACAGACUUUGUACCCGCCCUAGAAAGUGAGACAAUGUUGUUUUUCUUUCUUUCUUUCUUUUUACAAAUAAAUAUUUAAAUGCCACA
This is a messenger RNA of Branchiostoma floridae (Florida lancelet), 1955 nucleotides long. Its product is annotated as selenoprotein P-like. Gene Ontology annotation, molecular function: selenium binding. Lineage: Eukaryota; Metazoa; Chordata; Leptocardii; Amphioxiformes; Branchiostomatidae. Gene Ontology annotation, biological process: selenium compound metabolic process. The record is from RefSeq and is a predicted model, not a curated record. The transcript is spliced from 4 exons. Gene Ontology annotation, cellular component: extracellular region. Bases 278 to 904 code for a protein of 208 amino acids.